GGUGCUGUGAGAUUCACUCGAAAGUAAAGGGAAACAUCGUCAUUUGUUCGCCUGCUGCCUCCAGUACGGCGGCACCGGAGACCGGACCAGGCGGGCAACGAUGGCGGCGCCCCUCCCGUCGGCCCGUCCGCCGCCACUCCUGGCCGAACCUCUCGGUUCGGGGAGGCCAAGGAAGGCUUCGCCCUCUCCCGCCGAGGAGGGCACCGAGGCGGGGGGCCCCUUCCGCGCUAGGUCCCGCGGCUGGCCGCGAGGAGGACCGCAACGCAGCGGUAUGGCAGUUAAUCUUACGCCCUUCUCCUACUGUUCAAGAUUUCCGUGUGCCGCGGCCUCCAGCAUGGCCGGGAGCAGGAGUAUGCCGAGUUCUUGCAGAUGCCCAAGCGCCACUCCACUGAUUUCGGUGACUUGGCAAAAGCUACUAGUGGAUCAACUUAGAACUACCCAUAUGUCAGUCAUAUCUCUAGAGACGACCCAGGAGCAACUCUUCUCUUAGGUCCCCUCUGGAAGGUGGAAGCAUCAAUCUGUCUAUCUAGCUGCUGCAUGCCGUAUAUGUAGGAGGUAGCGAAAUGGCUGUAGCAUGGGUGGAAGCCUUGGUGAAGCGGUUGAAUUUCAGUGUGUUCCGGAUAGUGCCGCUUGUCAGCUUAGUUAUGUAUCUCAUCCUCACCAUCUUCUCCGACAGCCGCCGGCAUGAAUGCGGAGGUUGGAAGAGAGUCUGGACGAGAGUGUUUGUAUGGGUGGCGUACCAGCUGACUGACUGGGGCCCCGCAUAUGUCAUCAGUGAGCGAUUAGUAGCCACAGUGUAGGACUACAUUUUUUGCUUAUAUGAUGCAAAUUGGCAAAUUCUCUCUUUUGUUUUAGCUUGAUAUAUAAGAAGAACCGUAUCUAAUCCAUUCUAGUACUAGAUAGCCAGGCAGAUAUACUUUACUUAUCAUCUUAGCUUCAGUUCAGUGCAUUUGUAAGCAUAUGACUCUGCCGGUUUCCUCGGCGAUUCUUGGUUACCACAGUCAUUAGUUUUUGUUUGUUGCUUCUGGUGUGUGUAGUGCGUACACUAGGAAGUGGAGUUAAGAACAUCAUUGUUCAGCUGUCUUAGUAAGUAGGACAAAUUUUGUAGACUGGAUCUGCCAAACACUGCAUCCUUAAUUCAGAUCGACAACAACCCCAGCCGAAGAAAACUGUCCCUGACAACCUAGUAUUUUCUUAGGACUUCAGACGAAUCUUGAUGCACAAUAGCUAUUGUUUAAUGGAUCAAAUACUAAAACGCACCGAACCUGCAGGUCAGGAAACUCUCUGCUGCAUACAAGUUAUGAGUGGAUCAACUUAGAACUGUCCAUAUCUCUAGAGACAAGACUCCGGAGCAACUCUUGUCUUAAGUCUCCUCUGGAAGGUGGAAGCAUCGAUCUGCCUAUCUAGCUGCUGCAUGCCCUGCUUGCAGGAGGUAGCAAAAUGGCUGCACCAUGGAUGGAAGAUCUGGUGAAGUGGUUGAGUGUGUACAUGUUCCGGAUAGUGCCACUUCUCAGCUUAUUCGUGUAUCUUAUCCUUGCCGUCUUCUCAGACAGCCGGCGGCGUGAAAACAAAGGUUUGAAGAGAUCUUGGAAGAAACUGUUAGUAUGGUUGGCGUACCAGCUGACGGACUGGGGCCCGGCAUAUGUCAUCAGCAACCUGUACCUCGAAACAUCGCCGCGUGAGAAGAUGAGCAUCGCCUUCUGGGUGCCGUUCCUCUUGCUGCACCACGCUCGCCCGGACAACAUCAGCGCCUAUGCCAUGGAGGACAGUAAGCUCUGGCCGCGCCUGUUUCUGUUAGCCCUCCUUAAGUCUGCGGGAUCCUUCAUUAUUGUGUACAGGUGUAUACUUGCUGAACAUACUGCCAGCCGAUUUUUGUGCUGGGCGUCCGGCAUCAUGUUAUCCCUGGGCAUUUUGAAGUAUCUGGAGAGUAUGCUAGCGCUAUGGCGAAGCGACAUGGGGCGCAUCCGGCACAGCGGGUUAUCCGGCAAGCAAAAGCUCAAGCUCGAUGGUUAUGGAGAUCAUGAGAAGCCGUCAGAACUGGAAGAUGAGAAAGCCCUGCUGGUUGCUCACGACCUGUUCGAGAUCUGCAAGGGAGCCUUCUGUGAUUAUACAGUAAACAUGGAUCGUGGUGUCAUCAUAGACAUGUUUUGGGACGAUACAUGGAAGAACAUGUGCAAGGUGGUGGAGAUGGAACUGUCCCUUAUGUAUGACAUCCUCUACACCAAGGCAGCCGUAGUCCACACCUGGCAUGGCUACACCAUCCGUGUGGCCUCACCGCCCCUCACCGCCACUGCGCUGCUGCUGUUUUUUCUCCAAUGCAAAAAGGGCAUGAAGCCAAUAGAUCAAGUUGUCAGUUACACAUUGCUGUGUACGACCUUCGUCCUCGACUUGAGAUGGCUGUUCAAAGCACUAGCAUCAGUAUGGACACAUUCAUACUUCAAACGUAUGCCACACAAUUGGUUGAAGCAUACACUAUGGUGCCAGGGAGGAUGGAAGAAGCUCCGUUAUGGUGGUGUGUCUCUGCUUCUCUCCCGGGUCUCCUUGUGGUUGUGGACAUGCGCAUGUCCCAAGGAGCCCAAAAGCUACAGAAGGUGGGCGGGCACCUUGGGGCAGUGUAACUUGUUGAGCCAGUGCACUGCUGGAAACAGGCACAACCUAUACAGCAUAGUUAGACUGGCAAUUCCAUGGGAAGGCCACUCGAGUUCAAGGGACUUUGAAUGGGAAGACCGUUCAAGAGGCCUUGAGGUUCCAGACAAUGUGAAGAUGCUGGUGUUCCAAAACAUAUGGAAAAAGUUAUUCCAUGAUCCCGCGAAGCUGAAGACUCAGCAGCUCAGACCCACUGUCAGUCCACCUCCACCUCCACCUCCACCUCCAGACUCACCAGACGUGCGCUGCCCGGUCUGUGGGAUACUCCUCAAGUAUUGUACAUGUGUGAAUCCAGAGACAUUUAAACCUGACGGGCGCUGCCCGGGCUGCGAGAAGAUCCCCGACUAUUGCAAAUGUGUGCCUCCAAGGUCACAAAAUCCCGAUGAGGGCUGCCUUGCCGGUGUCCCUGAUGGGCCUGCAGGGCCGCCAGGCUGCGGGAAGCUCCCCAACCAUUGCAUAUGUGUGCAUCCAGGGUCACUGGACCCCGGCAGGCGCUGCCUCGAUAUCCUGUAUGGGCCUUCAGGGACACCAUGCCCCAGGGAGCGGAUCUGCAAUGGCUUAGAUGAUGACCCUGCACUGUGUCCGCAGUACCCCAGAGAGUGGAUCUGCAAUGGAGUGGAGGAUCAGGCAGCACCUUGGCAGCAAUACCCCUGGGAGCAGAUCUGCAUAGGUGUCAACAAUGAUCCCCCGAGGCUGCCUUACCCCUGGCAGGUCCAUGCUGGUAUGAGAAAUGCGCCAUUUGAUGUAAGGCCACACCAUCACCCUGACGAGCAAGCUGCAGAGUACUCGACUGACUGCUGGAGGUAUAAUCGAGCCCUACCUGAACCCUAUGAGCAAGUUAAUCUAUCGAGGCAUGUCAACACUGAGGCCAGUUAUGAAGUGGUCCCGCCUGAAACCAAAGAGGAAGCUGUUGACAUCAUGAAGCGUACGGUUCCACCAGAUAAAAAUAUGGAGUUUCCUCCUGAGCUUCAAGAAGCUAUCCUCGUCUGGCACAUUGCCACGGACGUCUUCCUCUUGUGCAGCCUCACAGAAGAGUCGGAAGAUAAAAAGGCGAUCAAGCAGAUAUCAGACUACAUGAUGUUCCUCAUCGCCAAACACCCUGAAAUGCUACCAGGACUUAUGCUCCGCAGCCUGCACGAGAAAACACUCCGUGCUCUGGAGUUGAUAUGGAAGGAGGCUAAACACACUAGUUACACAACCAAGGAGAAGGUGGUUGCCAGAUGGAUGCUGGAUAACCCAAAUUCUGCUGUCUGGAAAGGAACUCAAGAGCGAGGCGAGGAUAAUCCUAUGAGUAUGAGUACUGUCUCUGAUGGAACUCAACUUGCCCGGAUGAUGCUGAGCCCGCCGCCCAAGAAGAGAGGAGACGAAUUUACAGUCAUUGAGGUUGAAAGACUUGCAUCCUGGAUUCCACGUUUGCCGGAACUUUACAAUGGAGUGGAAGACAUGUUGGAGUUCAUCUUGGAUGGUUGGGUGCGUCUGCUCAUGUUUGCAUCCAUGCGGUGCAGCAGGGAUUCUCAUGCCAAGCGGCUCAGCAGUGGCGGCGAGCUCACGACCCUCGUGUGGAUCAUCGCGGAACACACAGAGAUCGACAUCGUCAAAAAGCAUCUCAAGUCUUCUCCGCUGAGAACUCUCAUGGAUCUUCCUCCGCAAUAAACACUCUGUGCUGUCUUUCUUCUCAGUAGCUGAUCUGUACUCUCCUUCAGCCUCUAGUUGUACUCAUGCAUCUCUGUUUUAUUUGGUUUGGUGGCUGCACUAUCUCUGAGUUUGUAGUUAUACUCAUGUAUCUCUGUGUUGGUCGUCAUUUCCUUGCUAUCCUUGAUCUGCAUUGUUAGCAAGUGGUAUGUCUGGAUGUUUAUUUAUAGUGAAAGACCACACACAGUUUUUUC
Molecule: messenger RNA, 4532 nt
Organism: Hordeum vulgare subsp. vulgare (domesticated barley)
Lineage: Eukaryota; Viridiplantae; Streptophyta; Magnoliopsida; Poales; Poaceae
Exons: 4
Coding region: 1441-4299 (952 amino acids)
Source: RefSeq, a predicted model, not a curated record